Messenger RNA from Aspergillus vadensis CBS 113365, 1818 nucleotides. RefSeq lists its product as uncharacterized. The transcript has a single exon. NCBI's taxonomy places the organism in Eukaryota, Fungi, Ascomycota, Eurotiomycetes, Eurotiales, Aspergillaceae. The record is from RefSeq and is a predicted model, not a curated record. The annotation marks the transcript as partial.
ACAAGCUCGAGCACCGAGCAGCCCUCGGUAACCACGCAGACUUGCAGAAAACCGGCGAACGACCACACGCCGCAACUUCCCUACACGACAACGAACAGAGCAAAAACCAAACGCCAAGAGACACCCAAGACCAAAACUCAAAGAAGGACAGAACCUCCCGCCACAAUGAGAGAGACAGGGAAUUACAGAAAACCUGAACUCUCGAUUGGAGGGGCUAAAAUAUACCGCCCCGCUAGGAAGGUAAGCAGACCGAAACAGGAUAAGAAGGACAACUCCCUCGACAGCAAAACACACACGCCACAAACGCAGGAACGCACAGACCCACAAAGAAACCCAAAAAGCCCCCGCAACAGGACCAGCAAAAAAAACAGCGAGACCGAAACCCCGAAACCCAGAACCACCAAUGAAACGAGACAUAAAACAACCCAAAUUGACAAGACAGAACCAGGUAAUAAACACAUGAAGACGCCAAAGCGGGAGAAUAGCGCAAAAACAAACGGGUCAAAGCAGACCACUAAUCAACAAGACGACGGACCACAAACACAAGCGGCACAAACAACGAAAAAAAAAAACCUGACAAACAACACAACGAUGACACAAAAACCCGAACAAAUAACCCCAAGACCUCAGAAACACCACAGACCACACAACCAUCCGACGCCAGUCGAAGAAGACAGCAAGACAACACAAACCACCCUGGCAGAGCAAUACCAGAAUCAAAAUCAGACGACGUCGCAAAACCCAGCUCAACAUAUGACCCAGAACAACCAGCACCACAUGGCUAGAAAGACUACGCAUCCGACGAAAAGGCUCCACGAGCCCGAGGAAGGCCACGACGGAAAACAUGCAAUGACACAACAGAACAACCGAAAGAAACCAACCCAUACACAAAAACAAUCAAACGUUCAGGCCCCCAAUCAAGAUCAAACACAACAAACCCUGCCACAAAACGCUCCCAGCCAGCACGCGAGCGAAGCCGCCGACCACGACCAGCACCAACCCGCGACGGGACAUCUAAAACUAAGCGAAACGCCCACCAACAACACAACUACAAACAGACCACCCCAACCCACCAACAAAAACAAGGGCAUGGACAACAACCUGGAAAAAAACCGAGACAACAACAACAUCAACGGCCCGACGAGCACACGGAACCGAAACGCCCGGCACACGGCAAAACGAAGACCACUAACACCGGGGCGGCAAAGCACAACGACAACGCGAAAAGCCACCACACCAAAAAGGGACCGGGUCUCGACGGACCAACCCCGCCGGACCCGGAGGAAAGUAGCUCCCGCAGGCAGAACAAGACAAAAAAUCAACUCGCCCACGCGCAGCGGAAGACGGGACCAGAUAAAACAAGGCAAAAUUCGACGAAAGCCAAAAGCCCGAACGGCAAGCACACCCAACGCACCCGAACACAAAACCCUCAGCCAGGAACCACCGCCCGUGUACGACACACAAACAAGCAGGAACCCGACCAACUCUGUCCCUACCAGCGCAAGCGCGAGCGGCCACAUGCCAAAGAGGAAGCCCCGCACACACAACCCAAAUGGAACCCAAACCAGCAGCGGCGAACACCCAAGAACGCCCGCGAAGCGACCCGAGACGGCUAAGACAACGGCCACGGCUGCCCCAAUCCGAAGCCGACGAGACGAGACGGAAACCAACGCCCCGGCACACACUGCAACACCGACGGAGACAGACAGAUCCAUCCCGGGAACAGCCGAACCCCGCAGCACCGAAGACAACAGGACAAAAACCCACGGAAUAAAACCAAAGAGCGCUCACUGCCCGACCAGAGUAAUUAAGAGGUAA